Molecule: messenger RNA, 588 nt
Organism: Chrysochloris asiatica (Cape golden mole)
Lineage: Eukaryota; Metazoa; Chordata; Mammalia; Afrosoricida; Chrysochloridae
Product: cytochrome b-245 light chain-like
Exons: 6
Coding region: 1-588 (195 amino acids)
Biological process (GO): superoxide anion generation
Cellular component (GO): NADPH oxidase complex
Molecular function (GO): heme binding
Source: RefSeq, a predicted model, not a curated record
AUGGGGCAGAUCGAGUGGGCCAUGUGGGCCAACGAGCAGGCGCUGGCGUCGGGCCUGAUUCUCAUUUCAGGGGGCAUCGUGGCUACUGCUGGCCAGUUCACCCAGUGGUACUUUGGGGCAUACUCUAUUGCCGCCGGAGUCCUGGUCUGCUUGCUGGAGUACCCCCGAGGGAAGAGGAAGAAGGGCUCCACCAUGGAGCGCUGUGGGCAGAGGUAUAUGACGUCCUUGGUAAAGAUGUUCGGGCCACUUACCAGGAAUUACUACAUCCGGGCCUUCCUGCACCUCGCGUUGUCGGUCCCUGCAGGCUUCCUCCUUGCCACUAUCCUGGGGACUGCUUGCUUGGCCAUCGCGAGUGGCAUCUAUCUGCUGGCGGCCAUCAGAGGUGAGCAGUGGACCCCCAUUGAACAGAAACCCAGGGAGUUGCCUCAGGUGGGAGGCACCAUCAAGCAACCACCGACCAACCCCCCGCCCCGGCCCCCAGCUGAGGUCCGCAAGAAGCUGAGUGAGGGGCAAGAAGACGCAGCGGCAGGGGGCUCCCAGGAGAGCGGCCAGACCAAUCCACUGCCUGUGACCGACGAGGUUGUGUGA